AUGGGAAAUCAAAAUGGAAGAGAAAGUCGUUCAUCACCAAGUUUAAAAAGUCGACGUUCAAUUUCGAAACCAUUUUUAAAUUUAUCAUCACAUACCGAAUCACCAUUAUUACCAUCGUCCUGUUUGACAAUACACUCAAAUACAAUAUUGGAUGAUAUAUCCGUUCAUAGUCAAGGUUCAUUUCGUGUAACACCAGGUGGUACUUUAGCUCAUUCACCGUUUAACAAUAACAGCAAUAAUAAUCAAGAUUUUAUAUUAACAUCUGAUAAACGUUGGUUAUCUCGCGAAUUAUUAUCACAAUGCGAAACAACGUCCACUACAUCCUCAUCAUUCGUAAGCGGUUGUCAUUUACAUCACAAUCAUCAUUUAUCCAAUGAUUACGUUCUUUCUUCGUCGUCAGCAAUCUUAUCAAAUGAUCAAAGUUUAUGUUGUUCCCAGAAUGUAUACAUUGCUCUUCAUGCAUUCCAGGGUUCGGAUGAUAAACAAUUGACUUUAACAGUUGGUGAUCAUCUUACAAUUAUUGGCUGCAAUAAUAAUAAUGAAUGGUGUGAAGUAAAGAAUAUUCGUGGUGAAACGGGCUGGGUACCCAACUCGUUUAUUCGACCAUUAGACUCGUUAGACAGACAUUCUUGGUUUCAUGGUAAAGUAUCUAGAUGUGAAGCUGAAUAUUUACUUACUCAAGGAAUUAAUGGAAGUUUUUUAGUGCGUGACAGUGAAACAGUACCGGGACAAUUAUCCAUUAGUGUACGAUACGAAGAACGUAUCUAUCACUAUCGGAUAAAUAAGGAUGAACAUGGUCAAUAUUAUGUUAGUACUGAGUUUCGUUUUCAAAGUUUGCAACAAUUAAUUUAUCAUCAUUCAACAAAAACAGAUGGACUUGUACAUUUGCUAUUAUAUCCAAUAAGUAAACAAAAAAAUCAACCGCCAUUAUUUAAAAUAGAUGAUAAAUGGGAGAUAGCACGAUCAGAAAUUAUUAUGCAAUGUAAAGAAGGAGGAGGACAAUACGGUGAUGUAUACAAGGCUCUUUGGAAAAGAUAUAAUAAAAUUGUUGCAGUUAAAACUUUAAAGGAAACAAUGAAUGUCACAGAUUUUAUUGAUGAAGCAUGCGUUAUGAAAGAAAUGAAACAUCCUAAUUUAGUUCAGUUAUUAGGAGUUGUUACAUUAGAACCACCUUAUUAUAUUAUUACAGAAUUUAUGCCAUAUGGAUGUUUAUUAGAUUAUUUGAAGAAGCAUCCUCGAUCUGAAUUAACAUCAACCGUUUUAAUGUACAUGGCCGGGCAAAUAGGAUCAGGAAUGACAUAUUUAGAACAAAAAAAUUUUAUACACAGAGAUUUAGCAGCAAGAAAUUGUUUAGUAGGUGAGAAUCAUUUGGUGAAAGUGGGCGAUUUUGGCCUUGCUCGUCUUAUUCAAUGUGAAAAUCAUUACACGGCUAAGUUAGGAGCAAAAUUUCCAAUUAAGUGGACUGCACCAGAGGGACUGGCCUUCAAUCAAUUUUCUACAAAGUCAGAUGUGUGGAGUUUUGGUAUUCUUCUUUAUGAGAUUGCUACAUAUGGCUCUUCUCCGUAUCCAGGUGUUGAUUUGUCUGAUGUAUAUCAUUUAUUAGAGACCGGUUGUCGAAUGCCCUCCCCUGAAGGUUGUCCAGCGGAUGUUUACAAUUUAAUGCAGAAGUGUUGGAGAUGGAAGCCUGAAGAGCGACCCACUUUUAAAGAGAUACAUGCUGAACUGGAUUGUAUGACAUGUGUUGGUUUUCACAAUCAAGAAAAUGGUACAUGCAAAGUAGUCGAUUUUGGUUCCUCAGCACAGAGACUUCGCCUCACUAUUCCUCCUCCAAAACCACCUGCUAGAACAUGCUCAUUUAAAGAUGCAAUGAAUGUGACUCCGCCACCUCCACCAACUUCUGCUCAUCGAUCAUUGCUAUCACGAUUUUUUCCAUUGUCAUUGACUGGUCAACCAUCAUCAACAUCCACUAUCAAUCAUCAUAUUGAUCAAACCAUCUUCGAACAUCCAUCUGAUUUAAACAAUACAAAUGGACCUGUAUCUUUAUCUUUAUUAUCAUCACAACAGGAAGCAGCAAAUCAAUUAAAUUUAAUUAUAACAUCACAGAAUAAUGAUAAGUUAAGAGGUGAUCGUCCAAGGAAUAUGAAUCCUGAAGCACGUCUAUCAACAUUUAGUAGUAAAAAGCAGUUAGCCACAAUGCAAAACUCAACAUCAACAACAUUUUCACCGCCAAUGUCUACUACAAUCAAUAAUAAUUUAUCUUCCAAAGAAAAUCAUCAACAACAAGCAAACUGUGAUAAUUUACAACGAUCAAUAACAUCGAAUAACGGCAUGUUGCCGUCAGAAACUGAUACAAUGACAACAGCAAAAUAUACAAGAGGUGAAUUAGGAAAAAAUGACAAACUGAAUAAAAAAGCUAAUAGGAUAGAAUCCAAUACAUCGAUUGAUAAAACAUCUUCGUCAAACAAGUUUAGUGGCAAUAUUAGAUCUGCCGAGAACAAUCCUUCAUCGGACACAUUUACACCGGAAUUUUGUCGUAUAAAUCUACGCCGCACAACUGGCUUACCACCAACAAAAAUUGUCUCAUCAUCUUCUUCGUCAGCCUCUUCUUCUAGUGGUGAUGCUAAAAUUGAUGUUAAAACUGACACAUUAACAACAUCAUGUCCUCCGGGUACUCUCGCAUUUGAAAAGAAUGUAAUUGAAACAACGCUUCCUACUGUUGAAAACGCUAUUCGUUUAUUUUCUGAAUAUGCUUCGAGUCGAUGUCAAGAUUCUUCAAAACAAAUAUCUACAUCCGCUAUAAACACAUGUGUAGGUACUGAAAACAAUCAAACGGAUACAAUGCGUUCAUUAUUAGAAUGUGUUCAACUAUUAAUGAAACAUUUAAGACAAAUACAUAAAAUUCGUCGUGCAAAAGUAUCAUCAAGUAUAACAAUCGAUGAUGAGACGGUAGUGUUAACGAAAGAAAAUAUUAGUAAUAAAAAUUCAAUUACAACAUCUACAAUUACAUUUGUCAAUGAUUUAAAUCAUUUUGGUGAACGUAUUUGUCAAAUAAAAGUAUCACCACAAAUCGCGUUUCGUUUACGUGAAUAUGUUCAACAAAUACGUGAUGCAGCCACACAAUUACUUUCUACUGUUACAAAUGAUGAUUCAGCCAUCGCAUCAACGGCAUCAACCGUUUCUACAUCCGACGAAGAUGUAACAUUGACAAAACUAACACGGUUAUUACAAGAUAUUAAACGGCUACUUGAUAAAUUGUAG
Didymodactylos carnosus is the source of this 3258-nucleotide messenger RNA. The record is from the annotation of a GenBank genome assembly. Lineage: Eukaryota; Metazoa; Rotifera; Eurotatoria; Philodinida; Philodinidae.